Molecule: messenger RNA, 1398 nt
Organism: Aureobasidium melanogenum CBS 110374
Lineage: Eukaryota; Fungi; Ascomycota; Dothideomycetes; Dothideales; Saccotheciaceae
Product: COP9 signalosome-like protein complex subunit 1
Exons: 2
Coding region: 1-1398 (465 amino acids)
Cellular component (GO): COP9 signalosome
Source: RefSeq, a predicted model, not a curated record
AUGGCGCAACCAGUGGAGCAGAGCCCCUACUUCACCGAGCGAAGAGCAAACGGCGCUCUCAUCGUGUCAGACGCUCCUAAAUUCGACCUGGAGAGUUACGCCGCCAACUAUGACCAACACACUCGAGUGAACCGUCUCAGCAACAUUGCCCAUCUGUGUCCGCCGCUAGCCCUCGAUGCCCUUCACUUGGCCAUCCCCGCAUCUAAGAACGCAAAGGACACCCAGCAAUACCUCGAUCUUACAAAACUGCUUCAUUUGAUCAGCCCUGACGACGACCUGGCUGAAGUCGACACCGCAUGGGUCGAAAAAACCAACAAACUGAACGAACAUGAGACGGAACGCCUGGAAAACGAGCUUCGCGGCUACAAGAACAACCUCAUCAAGGAAAGCAUCAGAAUGGGUCAGGAAGACCUGGGCACUCACUUGCUUAACAUGAAUAGGCUGGACCAGGCAACAAAGGCCUACCAUAAGAUGCGCGAGUUCUGCACCACUCCCAAGCACAUUGCCGAAAUGACCCUCAAGUUGGCAUACAUUAACAUUGUUACUCCCAACUGGAUCUCGGCUGUCUCAUCGGCUCAGAAGGCCCGCUCGCUGACCCUUCGUCCUGAGGACAAGCCUCGCUUCGACUCUGUUUCACAAGCAUGCACUGGUCUGGGUUACCUUGGCUCCGGCAACUACGCCCCUGCCGCCUAUGCCUUUUUGGCAGUCGACCCCUCAUACGCCAGCGUUGGCCCCGUCGCAAACAUCGAUUUCUCCCGCGCCGUCAUGACCGCCAACGACAUAGCUGUAUACGGAGGUCUCUGUGCUCUAGCUUCCAUGGACCGCCAACAACUCCAAGACUCGGUUCUUGAAAACGCAAACUUCCGCAAUUUCCUCGAACUCGAACCUCACAUUCGUCGCGCAAUCUCCUUCUUCUGCGGCGCAAAGUACAGCCAGUGUCUAGCCAUCCUCGAAGCGUACCGUAACGACUACUUGCUCGAUAUCUUCCUUGGCCCUCACGUCAACAUGCUUUACCAGCUUAUCCGCAGCAAGAGUAUUGUUCAAUACUUUGUUCCCUUCUCACAAGUCACCCUCUCAGCUCUGACAGAGGCAUUCCCCCGACCAGGCGGUACACCCCAGAUGAUGGAGGCAGAGCUGGUCGAUAUGAUCCAACGCGGCAUCCUCAAUGCCAGAAUUGACACAGUGGACCAACUGCUUAUUGCACCGCCAAAGGACUCUCGCGCCGAUGCCCAUCGCGGUGUCAUUGAGACUGCUGACGAGAUUGAACAUCUCUUGCGUCUCAAGUUGCACAAGAUCAACAUGGUCCAGGCUGGUCUUGAGAUCCAAGCUCCAAAGACAUCAAAGGGACCAAAGAAUCCUGUUUCUUCGUCUUGGGGACCUGGUCAGACGCUUGGUUGA